CGCCUAUCGACCCGACACAAAAUGAUUGAAUCUCAAAAACCCACCCAAAACCCACACACUGUCCUCUGCAUUUUCUGAUUCUCUCCGGAGGGACUGACGUUAGAGGCCACUGCUCCAGUAUCUCCGCAAAGGCGCAAACAUUCAUCACUAUUCACUGCUGAUCAUCUGAAGAAAAUCUGGACAAUCUGGGAAGGUUUACACUGUGAUGAACUGCUUGUCGCAAGUUUCUUCGUAUACCGCGGCUAUAUUUAGGAGGACCAGUCAUUUCGUGCCGAGGAGUUCUUUGUAUGGAUGUGGUGCUACUUUCUCAGGAGGACAAAGAAAACAUAUUGGUGUUAAGGCUAUCAGUUUAGAACUUGUGCUGACGAGGCUUUGUGUUCAGUGCUAUUCGUCUAAAAGGGGCACCAAGAGUGCAUCAUCGCGUACACGGAAGUUGGAUUCUGAGCCGGUGAUGGAACAAGAGAAGGAUGCAUUCUUCGUUGUGCGGAAAGGGGAUAUUGUUGGUAUUUAUAAGAAUUUGACUGAUUGCCAGGCUCAAGUUGGAUCUUCAAUAUGUGAUCCUCCUGUUAGUGUCUAUAAAGGAAACUCUUUGCCUAAGGACACUGAGGAAUAUCUUCUCUCCCGUGGGCUUAAGAAUGCUGUCUACACUAUUAGAGCUGCAGACUUGAAAGAAGAUCUUUUCGGCACACUUAUGCCUUGCCCUUUUCAAGAUCCAGCUUCUUUUAGAGGUGAAACAAUUAGCAAGGAUGCUUCUAAAAAAAGAUCACAGGCAGCCCUUGGAUUGGAAAUUGCGGAAGUAAGCGGUUCUGCAUCUAUUUCAACUGAUCCCUCUGCGAAGCAUCUCAAGCUAGAUCAUUCUGCUCUGGCUUUUGCACCAUCCACUGCUUCUCGAACUUGUAUUCUUGAGUUUGAUGGUGCAUCAAAAGGGAAUCCAGGACAAGCUGGUGCAGGAGCUGUGUUGCGAACUGACGAUGGCAGUUUGAUUGGUAGAGUGCGGGAAGGUUUGGGCAUAGCAACCAAUAAUGUUGCUGAAUAUCGAGCUAUGAUUUUAGGGAUGAGAUAUGCUCUUAAAAGGGGUUUUACUAGCAUCCGUGUCCAAGGAGACUCCAAGCUCGUCUGUAUGCAGGUUCAGGGUUUGUGGAAAGUCAAAAACCAGAACAUGUCUGACUUGUUUGAGGAGGCCAAAAAACUGAAGGAUCAAUUUCUUUCCUUCCAGAUAAAUCAUGUCUUAAGGGAACUAAACUCUGAGGCUGAUGCUCAAGCAAACUUGGCAGUCAAUCUUGCUGAUGGUCAAAUCCAGGUGGAUAUGGAGAAGUAAUCAAUUUAGGGUUACCUGAAUUAUGACAAUCAAACCCUGAAGAGUGGGAUUUCUGUCUAAAACUCACUGCCACGAUGAGCCAUGGGAGUUGCUGGUUUACAAGCACAUAGAUGAUUGGGCAUCAUGUCAAGAAGCAUUAGCAUGAUCUCUGUAUCUUAACCAAAUUUGGAGUAUUUAUUAAUGUCAUAGCAAGAG
Molecule: messenger RNA, 1513 nt
Organism: Quercus lobata
Lineage: Eukaryota; Viridiplantae; Streptophyta; Magnoliopsida; Fagales; Fagaceae
Exons: 11
Coding region: 206-1318 (370 amino acids)
Molecular function (GO): nucleic acid binding; RNA-DNA hybrid ribonuclease activity
Source: RefSeq, a predicted model, not a curated record